UAGUUUAGUACUGAAAGAAAAGCACCAGUACUGAAUUCCAGGUAAUUUUGCAGAUAUUUUUGAUAUCUAAAAUUCAAUCCUGGCUAGCCCUGAAAGAACUGCAGAUACCUCAGAUGUGAUCGUUAAUAGUACAAACAUAAUUUUCACGAGUCACAGUUUGCAAUUUUGAGUAUCUGCCCACGCUGAACUUCACAUACAACCUUUCUGUUGUAAUUCCUCCCCUUCGUCCCUUCUCCAGCAGCUUCCCCACCCUCCUCCACCAUGAGCCUCCACUCGAGCGGUGUGGCAGAGGAGCUCUACAGCGACAGCGCCUCCCUGGUGUCUCUGGACUCCAGUGUUUUCUUCAGUGAGGUGACGGCAUCUUGCAUCAGAGACCCACUCCACUUCUUCACCAUCAACGUUGGGGGAAGUCGCUAUGUGCUGUCACAGGAGCUGCUGGCGUCCUACCCGGAGACCCGGUUGGGAAAACUCGCCUGCUGCAGCCGAGACUCAGCACUGGAGCUCUGCGACGAUGCAGACUUCGUGGAGAACGAGUUCUUCUUCGACCGAAACUCACAAACCUUCCAGUACGUGAUGAACUACUACCGGACCGGUCACCUGCACGUGAUGGAGGAGCUGUGUGAGAUCUCCUUCCUGCAGGAGAUUGAGUACUGGGGCAUCGACGAGCUUUGCAUCAAGCCCUGCUGCCGUGAGCGUUACUACCGCCGCAAGGAGCAGAAGGAGACCCUCGACGUACGGAGGGAGUUUGAGGCCGAGGACGAGGAUGAGGUCUUUGAUGGGGCCGUCUGCCCGGCUCUUCGCCGUCGCGUCUGGGGCUUGCUGGAGAAACCCGAGUCCUCACGUGCUGCUCGUGCCUUCGGCUCACUGUCAGUCUUCUUCGUGGUGCUGUCGGUCAUCAAUAUGGUGCUGAUCUCGCUGGACUUGGAGCAGGACUUGGGCGUGAGUGAUGUCGGUAUCGGAGCGCCGCAGCUGUUCGAUACCCUGGAAUACGUGUGCGUGGUGUGGUUCACAGGUGAGCUGGCGCUUCGGUUUCUCUGUGUGAGAGAUAAGUGCCGCUUCAGUCGAAGUAUUCCCAACGUGAUCGACCUGCUGGCCAUCCUGCCGUUCUACAUGACGCUGGCGGUGGAAAGCCUCCACGGAGGCAGCACGGAGCUGGAGAACAUGGGCCGGGUGGUGCAGGUCCUCCGGCUCCUGAGGACGCUCCGCAUGCUGAAGCUGGGACGGCACUCGACAGGUCUCAAGUCUCUGGGUAUGACCAUCGCUCAGUGCUACGAGGAGGUCGGCCUCCUGCUCCUCUUCCUCGGCGUCGGAAUCUCCAUCUUCGCCACGGUUGUCUUCACCCUGGAGCACGACCUUCCUGCCACCACCUUCACCAGUGUGCCGGCCGCUUGGUGGUGGGCGACCACCUCCAUGACCACGGUCGGCUACGGCGACAUUCGGCCCGACACAGCUGUGGGGAAGGUGCUGGCCUUCCUCUGCAUCCUGUCCGGGAUCUUGAUCCUGGCGCUCCCCAUCGCCAUCAUCAACGAGCGCUUCUCCGCCUGUUACUUCACCCUGAAGAUGAAGGAGGCGGCGAUGCGGCACGGCGAGAUGCUGAAGAGGCUGGCUCGCGGCUCUGUGGGCGGGGUGAGCGUGGGAGGAGGCGUGAACCUGAGGGACGCCUACACCCGCAGCGUCCUGGAGAUGUUGAGGCUGCAGGGGCGAGAGAGGGCGAGCACUCGGAGCAGCGGAGGAGAAGAACUGUGGUGGUAGAAACAAGAGACCUGGACCGGACCGGACCUCAUGGUUAAAGAGUCAGUAGCCAGAGGACUCGUGAGGCAGGUGCUGACACCUUGACUGCUGUCAGACCCCGUGUUCCUCAGCACAAACAGGAAGUGCCAGACUCUGUGCGGUUACAGCACCUGUAGGUUUCUUACCUGAGAGGACACAGACCUGCAGUUACCUGCAGACAGUUACCAUCUGAAACAGCUAAGGAUUAGUUGGUUAACUGAUCAGUCAGUUGAUGUAAAGUUACUCAGCACAUUUAUUAAAGUACUGCACUUCAGUAGAAUUUUGAGAUACUUGUACUUAACUAUUUUCAUUUUCACUUCAGAUACACUUCUUUCACUUUAUUUGAUAACUUCAGUUACUUUGCCAAUUUAGUUUAAUAAUUCAAAAUUAGGAUAUGAUGUCAUUAAGGUGAAACUUUAUUGAUCUACAAGGUGAAUGAUUUGUAGUUGCACGAGAUGCUGAGAAAUAAAGGCAGUCGAUGUGAA
Molecule: messenger RNA, 2255 nt
Organism: Scatophagus argus
Lineage: Eukaryota; Metazoa; Chordata; Actinopteri; Scatophagidae
Gene: kcnv1
Product: potassium voltage-gated channel modifier subfamily V member 1
Exons: 3
Coding region: 262-1752 (496 amino acids)
Biological process (GO): potassium ion transmembrane transport; protein homooligomerization
Cellular component (GO): membrane; voltage-gated potassium channel complex
Molecular function (GO): protein binding; voltage-gated potassium channel activity
Source: RefSeq, a predicted model, not a curated record